Molecule: messenger RNA, 866 nt
Organism: Pseudocercospora fijiensis CIRAD86
Lineage: Eukaryota; Fungi; Ascomycota; Dothideomycetes; Mycosphaerellales; Mycosphaerellaceae
Exons: 2
Coding region: 95-583 (162 amino acids)
Source: RefSeq, a predicted model, not a curated record
CCGCACCAGUCUCUUCCAUCUCUUCCCAUCGACUCAAAGAGCCUCAAACUCGAAGCCUGAACUCCAGUUCGUCCAACAAUCUUUCUCAACCACCAUGCAGUUCAGCUACAUCUCCGCCGCACUGGCCACUCUGGCUCUCAGCAACGCUGUUGCUCUCCCGCAACCAGCUGACUACAUCAACGAGCUCGAAGUCCGCGACCCACAAAUCGGCAUUGGUGUUGGUGUUGGCGUGAGCGUUGAAAUCGACGCCCAAGUGUCAGCCGCCGUCGAAGUCGUCAAGCAGCAAUGCACCAACUGGUCCUGCGGCUGCUCAGCAUUCCAGACUUGCUUCACCCAGGUCUGCGAUGCGCACAAAUACUCUGCCGAGGUGGUUGCUGGCCUGAAAGCAAAAUUCGACCUUAGCGUUAACAUUGGAAUCGGUGUUGGCAUCGACAUUGCCGCGUACAAGCAGGCAAUCAUCGGAUACUGCCAACCACUGACCAACUCUUGCUUCGAGUCCUACUGCGCACAGCAAGGCUACAGCCUCGACGUCAUCGCCCAGCUGAGGGUCGAGUUGGGGCUCAGUGUUAGCGUUGGAUCUUAGAUGAUGAGUCGAGUGGACUGGGAGAAUUGGACUGGCCGUUCGUGGCAAUACAUAUUGAACGAGUUGCGCUACUGAUGCAAACCCAGGGAUAGGGACAGGCAUGCUUAGUGUGUUGGCUGGCUCUACGGCGUUCUUGUUUCGUCCUCUCUGUGAGUGACCACACAUCCAUACGAAAGCAGUACUUAGCAAGACACAUACAAGCGAAUCAUUGUAAUUAGAACAUUUGUCUUCAGCAGAUCACAUAUCAUAUAUCACACAUCACAUAUCACACGUCUCGACCAAC